GAUUGCUUCUCCGCUCUCUGGUCUCUGCAGGCUCCUCCUGCGGUCCAGCCUGGUUGCCGGAUUGCGCAAAAAAGGGGGAGGGGGAACGGAGAGAACCCUAGCAAGCCAGAUGUCGACCGGCGGGGUGGCCAGCGGUGAGGCGAAGCCGGUGGAGCCGGCGGAGGAGGAGGAGCGGGAUUGGUCGGAGAUGACGCCGGUGUGCCUGGCGGAGGCGUUCUCGCGGCUGGCGCUGGAGGACCUGUGGCGGGGCGCCAUGGCGUGCUGCCGCUCCUGGCGUGACGCCGCGCGGUCCCGACCGGGGCUCUUCGCGGCGCUCGACCUUGAGCCCGGGUUCGCCGAGUCGACCCCCGGCGCCGAGGCAGCCGCGUGGUGGACGCCCGCCUUCCAGCGCCGCGUCGACGCCAUGCUCCGCUCCGCCGCCACGCUCGCCGCGGGGGAGCUCCGCGAGGUCCGCGUCAGGCACUGCUCCGACGACGGGCUCGCCUUCGCCGCCGAGAGAUCUCCAAGACUUAGUAUCCUUUCCAUCAGAACAAGCCCGGCUGUAACUGAUCGAUCAAUGCUCAUUGUUGGAACAUGCUGCACCAUGCUUACAGAAUUGGAUAUCAGCAACUGCUAUGAAGUUUCAUACAGGUCACUGGAAGUUAUCGGCCAGAGCUGCCAGAACCUCAGGGUCCUCAAGCGGAACAUAUUCAACUGGAUCGAUCCAUCAGAGCAUGUCGGUAUAGUUCCUGAGGACUACCUGAGAGAAUGCCCCCAAGAUGGCGACAGGGAAGCCAUUACAAUAUCCAAGUUCAUGCCCAAGCUUAAACAUCUCGAGCUAAGGUUCUCAAAGCUGACUGCUGUUGGUCUCAACUCAAUCCCUGGAGGAUGCAAGGAACUGGAGAUCCUGGACCUGUUUGGCUGCGCAAAUCUGACAAGCCGGGGGAUAGAUCAGGCCGCUGCUAACUUGAAAAAUCUGGAAACACUUGUGAAGCCCAACAUCUACAUUCCUAGGUCCUCCUUCCAUAUGGGGAGGUAUGGCCACUGGCAGUUAUACGACGAGAGGUUCCAGACAAAUGUAUUUCAGAUAUGAUUAUAGCCUCAGGUUCGACCUAAGGGGCUCCCUUCGACCUAUAGUUUGCGCUCUCUAAUAUAGGUUGUAUGUAUCUGUGCACAAAUAAUAACAAUAAUGUGUGGUUUUAUUGAUUUCUGUUGACAACAUUUUGUACAGAUGGUUCUGCUCCAGAGAUUUGUAAAGUUAAAUUGGGUUUUAUUUAACGUAAUGCCCAUAUAUGGUUGCAAGAAAUA
Messenger RNA from Setaria italica (foxtail millet), 1287 nucleotides. RefSeq names its product F-box protein SKIP1. Bases 110 to 1072 code for a protein of 320 amino acids. The transcript has 2 exons. Gene Ontology annotation, molecular function: protein binding. Lineage: Eukaryota; Viridiplantae; Streptophyta; Magnoliopsida; Poales; Poaceae. The record is from RefSeq and is a predicted model, not a curated record.